Molecule: messenger RNA, 1988 nt
Organism: Pseudonaja textilis
Lineage: Eukaryota; Metazoa; Chordata; Lepidosauria; Squamata; Elapidae
Gene: IL7R
Product: interleukin 7 receptor
Biological process (GO): cytokine-mediated signaling pathway; hemopoiesis; positive regulation of receptor signaling pathway via JAK-STAT
Cellular component (GO): membrane; external side of plasma membrane
Molecular function (GO): protein binding; cytokine receptor activity
Source: RefSeq, a predicted model, not a curated record
CUCAGAUUUAGUUUCUCUUCUCCUCCUGCAAGGUAGAAAGAAUGUGAACUUGAGAAGAUGGCAAAGCCAAAUCUGAUUGUGUACACCUACUUUUUUAUCUUCCUUCCUUUUACUUCUUCAGAAAGUGGCUCUGGGUUGGAAACAUCUAUAGGAUAUGGUACUUGUGCAGAUGAUGAGCAAGAGAACAGCUUUAAGUGUUUCACUCAAAUGCCAGUAGUCCUAAGCAAUUUCUUAAUUUGUGAAGCUACUGGGACAGAGAUGAACCUGAAUGAGACAAAUGUCAGUUUUUCUGUGUAUGGGACUCAACCCCGGUCCUGCUUCAUGAAAAAUCCUCUUGUCAGCAAUUGUUCUAUAUACAGCAGCGAUCUUAUUGAUGUUUUGGACGUUUGCUUGACAAUAACUUUGAUCAAUCCUUGCAAAAAUUGCCAGAAAUUGAACGCUGUUCAUAUUGUUAAACCUGAAGCACCUUUUGGUCUAAAUAUCACCUACCAGGAAAAAGCAAAUGAGUACCUUGUUCAAUUCUCAACAACACACGUAGCAAACUCAUUCCUUAAAGACAAAUUGAUACAUCAGUUAGCCUACCGACAAGAAAAUACAAACUGGACUACCAUCGAAUCUAAUUUCCUUAGAUUCAAACUUCUGGGGAAGAAAUUCGAGCCAGAAGUCACAUAUGAGAUGAAGGUUCGGUCAAGGCCCAACGGACAUUAUUUCAAAGGUCAUUGGAGUGACUGGAGCUCAUCCCAAUAUUUCAAACCUUCAGCCAGAACAUCAAGCGGAAUAAACAAAGAUGUCCUGAUAACCAUAUUCACUGCAAGCUUCUUCGUACUUUUUGUUGUAAUUCUUCUGGUCCCAAUAUUUUGGAGAAACAGGAUCAAAGCAAUUAUUUGGCCCACCAUCCCUAACCAUCAGAAAACUUUGGAUAAAUUCUGCAACAAACUAAGAAAGAAUUCAGACAGCAGUUUCUUUAAUCCUGAGAGUUUGGGAUAUGCUCACAUCCACAAGGUGGAUAGCGUUCAGGCUAAGUCAGAAGUUGUCCACCUUCAGCCCCCAUCAUAUAACCUGGAUGCAGAGGCUGAGGAUUUAGUGGAACAAAAAAGCAACUUGAACCAUAGUCAUCAUGGAUGGUUGAAGCUCCCUCUGGCUUAUGAAGGAAUGUUAUCGACAGAGGUGAUGAACAAGGUCUACGGUGGAAGCGAGGACCCCUCUGCUAAUCAUUCAGUCCUCAGCAUCAAUCUAUACAAUGAGGGCAGAAUUGCCGACCAACAUGGCUGGAAUAGCCAUGAUCUGUGUAAAUAUUCCGUUGUCCCAAUGAACCACAUUUUUGCCCCUGAAUUAAAAACAGGCUCUUGUCACCACACUUAUUCCAAUGGGGAGACCAGGGUGUUAAAUAAAGAAGAAACCUAUGUCACGAUGGCAAGCUUUUUUGAAAAUAAGGGGAAAUUAUGAAAUUGAUACUUACAGGCAUACAAUUACCAAGGGGCAUUUCUAGAUGUCACACAGGGCUAUAACUUCUGUUACGUUAGUUUUUCCUCCUUCCAAUGCUGAUUUUCAGCAUCGAUUUGCAGAAUUAUUAUUUUUAAAUAAAACUGUAUAAAGUUUUCCUUUAAAAUGAAAUUCACUUGCAGUCAAAAAGAAAAAGAGUUUUCUUAAUACUUAGCUUUCUACUGCAGCUGUAUUUAUUCCCUUGCUCAAAAUUGCUUCAGAGCAUUUUAAAAGCACCCAAAAGUGCUUGGAAUUCAACAGUUCCUGCUCUUGUACCUUUAGGAAUCUGUUUAGAGAGGCUUCCAUGACAUUGAGAAAAUAAAAAAAACUCUGGCCUAAAGCCAAAAUAUGUUCAUUGAAUCAUACAGGUGGUUUUUGUUUAUCGACUGCCUCAUUUAGUGACUAUUUGCAGUUAUGACAGUGAUGAGAAUGUAAUUUUAUUAUCAAUCCUCACACGUAUGACUUUCAUGGGUCUGUAAAGGAAGGAAAGCUGAAGUAAGAUCAUA